Bufo bufo (common toad) is the source of this 845-nucleotide messenger RNA. It is a transcript of the gene VKORC1L1, whose product is annotated as vitamin K epoxide reductase complex subunit 1 like 1. Lineage: Eukaryota; Metazoa; Chordata; Amphibia; Anura; Bufonidae. Gene Ontology annotation, molecular function: vitamin-K-epoxide reductase (warfarin-sensitive) activity. Bases 95 to 622 code for a protein of 175 amino acids. Gene Ontology annotation, biological process: vitamin K metabolic process; peptidyl-glutamic acid carboxylation. The transcript has 3 exons. The record is from RefSeq and is a predicted model, not a curated record.
AUGCCACUAACCGGUGCGGACGUCACUGCUGCAGCCGGAGCGCGCUUUGCUUGUGUCUCGCUCCCGCGAGAGAUUAGAGCAGGCCGGGGUUAAGAUGGCGGCGCCCGUGCUGAGAGUGUCUGUGCCGCGGUGGGAGAGCGGGGCCCGGUAUGCCGUGUGCGUUCUCGGUGUCGUUAUAUCCCUCUAUGCUUUCCACGUGGAGAGAGAAAAGGAGCGGGACCCCGGCUACCAGGCCAUGUGCGACCUUAACGAGUGGGUGCGCUGCUCCACCGUCCUCUCAUCCAGAUGGGGUCGAGGAUUUGGACUUUUUGGGUCCAUAUUUGGAAAAGAUAGUGUAAUGAAUCAACCAAACAGUGUCUUUGGUCUUAUAUUUUAUCUACUACAGAUGCUGCUCGGUAUGACAGUGAGUGCGGUAGCAGCACUAGUGUUAAUGAGCUCGUCUAUAGUGUCGGUAGUAGGCUCCCUCUACCUAGCAUACAUACUGUACUUUGUACUAAAGGACUUCUGUGUUAUCUGCGUCACCACCUAUUUGCUGAACUUCAUUCUCCUUAUCAUCAAUUACAAACGAUUAGUUUACUUGAACGAGGCCUGGAAACAGCAACUGCAGGAUAAACAAGAAUGAGAGGCCUCCCGAACUUUGGCUCACGUCUGAAGGACACUGCUUCCUUAAAGUUUAUUUUGCAGUACAAUUGGUUGGGGGACAGACUGUUUCCAAGAACAAUCUUAACCAAUGUUUUUUUUACUUUUGACCGAAAGGGCCCUGGAUAUUUGUAUGUUUGCAAUGGAGCCUCCCAUUUGAAAUGGCUGGAUGAAGGAGCGAUAAUGAAUAAAACAGAAAAAAAGGA